Messenger RNA from Alosa sapidissima (American shad), 997 nucleotides. It is a transcript of the gene pip4p1a, whose product is annotated as phosphatidylinositol-4,5-bisphosphate 4-phosphatase 1a. Gene Ontology annotation, biological process: phosphatidylinositol dephosphorylation. Gene Ontology annotation, cellular component: lysosomal membrane; late endosome membrane; plasma membrane. The record is from RefSeq and is a predicted model, not a curated record. Bases 135 to 947 code for a protein of 270 amino acids. Lineage: Eukaryota; Metazoa; Chordata; Actinopteri; Clupeiformes; Clupeidae. The transcript is spliced from 7 exons. Gene Ontology annotation, molecular function: phosphatidylinositol-4,5-bisphosphate 4-phosphatase activity.
CGCGGUUGCCACAGCACCGCGCGGGUUACCAUGUGACGCAUGCGUUCCGCUCCCUACACGAUCCUCCGGGGCCAUAACAAUACGUGCGUCUAUAUCCCUGCGUUGCUCUCGCACACCCACGCCUUGCUUUCGGUAUGGCGGAUGGCGAGCGGUCCCCGUUGCUAUCAGAUCUCGGUGAUGGAGCCCUCGGUAGCGGCAACGGCGGAGUGUCUCCGGGAGCAGGUCCGUAUGGCGUACCGAACAAACCGCAAAGUUUUUCCUCUUUCCCGAGCCCCCCCCAGUCGUCGGUGCUGCUGGGGGAGGACCCGCCCCCGUACUCCCCCCUCACGUCCCCCGAGAGUGGCAGCGCCCCCGUCAUCAGCUGCCGCGUGUGCCAGAGCGUCAUCAACGUGGAGGGCAAGAUCCACCAGCACGUCGUCAAGUGUAGCGUCUGCAACGAGGCUACGCCCAUAAAGAAUGCUCCAGUGGGGAAGAAGUACGUGCGCUGCCCGUGCAACUGUCUGCUCAUCUGCAAGGUGACCUCCCAACGCAUCGCCUGUCCACGACCCUACUGUAAAAGGAUAAUUAACCUGGGCCCAGUACACCCUGGUCCAGCCAGCCCAGAGCCGCAGCCUGCGGGUGCACGGGUGUCCUGUGGUCACUGCAACAACACCUUCCUGUGGACAGAGUUCACGGACCGGACACUGGCCCGCUGCCCGCACUGCAGAAAAGUCUCUUCGAUUGGCCAGAGGUACCCUAGGAGGCGGAGUCUGUGGUGUUUCCUGCUCUGCUUGCUCUUCAUCAUCUCAACUGCAGGAUUGAUAGCGGGGACAUGGGUCCAGGCGCGCGAGUACCGUGGUAUCUACGCCUCGUGGGCAGCGCUGCUGCUGCUGGUGCUGGUGACGCUGGGCAGAGGCCUCUACUGGACCUGCCUGCGGGUCAGCCAGCCCCUCCAGAACCUCACAUAGACCCACCAGGAGGAGAGGAGGAGGAGGGGGGGUAGGAGGAGAGGAGGAGG